Molecule: messenger RNA, 540 nt
Organism: Adineta ricciae
Lineage: Eukaryota; Metazoa; Rotifera; Eurotatoria; Adinetida; Adinetidae
Source: the annotation of a GenBank genome assembly
AUGAAAAGUGCGACGCCCAAUUAUUUGUAUCACAUACAAUGGGCGAUAAGUCAUAGAAAAAAGUCAUUGUCAAGACUCCAUGAUUUCUGUUUUGACUUCCUGGAUUUGCAUAUGUACACGCUACAUCACAUACACAUACAAAUAAUCAAACAAGCAAUGCAAUGCACAAAUCUUCAUCUUCUUAUUGCUGUUGUUAUUAUCAGUAGUGAUACUGCGAGUGCGUGUGAUCCAGCCUCGACGUCAAAAUUGUCGUGCAAAGGAACCGGACGAAUCUAUGUGAUUCCAGAUGAAUGUAUGGACGAUGGUGGUGUUGACAGUGCAGGAGAUUCGCUCGAAAUCUAUUGCGUUUGCAAUCAAGCUCGUUUUUGCCUUUCGGAUGAAGCAUGUCCAUGGCGAAAUGGAACGGCAAAUGCAGUCGAUAACGGGCGCACGUGUUCUCGCGCUGGUCUCACAUCAUCCUACAUGGCGAAUGCUUGGUGCAAGCAAUGGAAUAAUCAUACAGCCUAUAAUUGCUGUUAUGAUGGCUUUAUUGGAUUUUAA